GAUAUACUUUACUGAAAUUAAUGAAGUGCCUCUUGGACUACUUUUCUUCCGAAGAAAUAAUACAUCCAAGAAACAAUUCUUGGCUUCUGGACAGGCCCUUGCAAUUCAGAUAUCCGAAAUGAAUUGGUGCGUGCGAUUAUGGAUGGACGUUCCAGAUUUUGAUAUUAAUAACAGCACUGUAGAUAGCACGACCGGACAUUUGAAAUACGAAAAGAAAUUCUGUCAGGCAAAGUUCUGCAUAUGCCCAGGUGGUUCACAAGUCCAUGGUGCAUGUGUAGCAAGAGAACUUCAUUACGGAUGCAUUCCUGGUAAAUGA
Messenger RNA from Ilex paraguariensis (yerba mate), 316 nucleotides. The record is from the annotation of a GenBank genome assembly. Lineage: Eukaryota; Viridiplantae; Streptophyta; Magnoliopsida; Aquifoliales; Aquifoliaceae.